Molecule: messenger RNA, 427 nt
Organism: Colletotrichum navitas
Lineage: Eukaryota; Fungi; Ascomycota; Sordariomycetes; Glomerellales; Glomerellaceae
Exons: 1
Coding region: 210-392 (60 amino acids)
Source: RefSeq, a predicted model, not a curated record
GUCUAAGUGCAAGAUCCAAAAACCAGUUAGCUGAGAAGGAGGAGCCGGAGAGGAGGGCUGGGCACCCUUUCUUUUCUUUCUCUCUCUCUCUCUUCGAGACCUUCGCUCCCAAAUCGCCCCUCUCUGGAUAUGUAGGUGUUUUCCUUCACCCCCAAUCCUAAGUAUCCUUGCCAGAUUCGCCAGAGUAAGGAGAAGAGUGGCACAAAGUGAUGAGUUUGAUGGCCCUCUGUUCAGCCGCCCAGCCAGGUCAGGGCCGCAUUGCAAACGCAGGAAGCGGUGCUGCAGGACCGGCAGUGGUCCAGCACCACAAGGCGGUCGGCGUGGAGUACGUGCCCUGCCUGCAGAGAACAGAAAAGGAGUACGUACCGGUACGUACAGACACGUACCGCUAGCGGCUCCCCGUUCCCAUUGGCCUAGCAAGGGUCUG